CAGCAAGAAAGGAAGAUGGCAAGAAUACUGUUACUUUUUCUCAUGGGUCUUGUGGCUAUCUAUACUGGGCAUGGAGUAUUUAUGGACAGACUUGCUUCCAAGAAGCUGUGUGCAGAUGACGAGUGUGUCUAUACUAUUUCUCUGGCUAGAGCUCAAGAAGAUUAUAAUGCCCCAGAUUGUAGAUUCAUUAAUGUUAAAAAAGGGCAGCAAAUCUACGUUUACUCAAAGCUGGUAAAAGAAAAUGAAGCUGGAGAAUUUUGGGCUGGCAGUGUUUAUGGUGAUCAUCAGGAUGAGAUGGGAAUCGUGGGUUAUUUCCCUAGCAACUUGGUGAAGGAGCAACACGUGUACCAGGAAGCCACCAAGGAAGUUCCCACUACGGAUAUCGACUUCUUCUGUGAAUAA
This is a messenger RNA of Sciurus carolinensis (gray squirrel), 402 nucleotides long. It is a transcript of the gene Otor, whose product is annotated as otoraplin. Bases 16 to 402 code for a protein of 128 amino acids. The record is from RefSeq and is a predicted model, not a curated record. The transcript has 4 exons. Gene Ontology annotation, molecular function: protein binding. Gene Ontology annotation, biological process: cartilage condensation. NCBI's taxonomy places the organism in Eukaryota, Metazoa, Chordata, Mammalia, Rodentia, Sciuridae.